CCUUCUGCCCCUCAUUUUACCCUGCUCACAGUCAUAUAAUAUCUCAUACAAUGGCGUAUAUAAAUAGCUGAUAAUACUAAUUGCUACGAGUUUACCGGCAAAAAUACGCGAUUAAGAUCUGUCCAUGGCCAACGGAGAGCCCCGGUCUUUGGAGUACACACCAACAUGGGUUGUGACCGUCGUCUGCUUUAUUAUUGUUCUCAUAUCUUUCGGGGCUGAGCGUGGUCUUCGUAUACUCGGAAAGUUUUUCAAGCACAAGGAGCAAGAGUCAUUGUUUGAGGCCUUACAGGAGGUCAAGGGAGAAUUGAUGCUUCUGGGGUUUAUUUCCUUACUCUUGACGGUGUUUCAAGGUCCAAUAAGCCGUAUAUGCAUUCCUCCUCAUGCUGCAAACAUCAUGCUCCCAUGCAAGCUUAAAACUGAGGCUUCCUCUGGUGGUUCUGAGCAUCUUGACGUCGUAAAACAUGGGAGGAGGCUUUUGGCAGAAGAUGUGAGCUUGGAAACUUGUGCACGUCAGGGAAAACUCCCACUGUUGUCACUGGAAGCAUUGCAUCAGCUGCACAUUUUCAUAUUUGUGUUGGCUGUGGUUCAUGUGAUCUUCUGUGCCACCAUCGUGCUUCUAGGAAGAGCAAAGGUAAAGCAGUGGAAGCCCUGGGAGAAUUCAAUUAGAAGCGAGAUGCAAAAACCACAUGAUAGAGCUUAUGAAAUUUUUGUCCACCGAAUAUUCGAGGAGAGGGCAGGGAGACAAUGGGAAAAGUUUACUGUUGUGAGUUGGAUGGCAUCGUUCUUCAGACAGUUUCAUGGCUCAGUGACCAAGUCAGACUACACUGUCUUGCGAGCAGGAUUUAUACGGGCUCAUUGUCCCUCCGCGCCUGAAUUCAAUUUUCACCGUUAUAUGUUGCGGACCCUCGAACAUGACUUCAAGAAAAUAGUUGGCAUAAGCUGGUACUUGUGGGUCUUUGUAAUGGUCUUUUUGUUGAUGGAUUUGGCAGGGUGGCACUCGUACUUCUGGCUAUCAUUCUUGCCUUUAGUACUAUUACUUCUUGUGGGUGCUGAAUUAGAGCACAUAAUUACUGAAUUAGCUAAGGGGGUUGCAGAACAAAGGAAUGGAGAAGCUGAUGCUGCACCGGUGAAGCCUUCUGAUGAACUUUUUUGGUUUCAUAGCCCAAAUCUUUUCCUAUACUUGAUUCACUUCAUAUUGUUUCAAAAUUCAUUCGAGAUUGCUUUUCUUUUUUGGGUUUGGACCACUUACGGGUUCAAAUCAUGCAUUAUGGAAGAAUUGGGAUUUAUUAUCCCAAGACUCACAAUAGGGAUACUUGUCCAAGUUCUUUGCAGUUACAGUACCUUACCUUUAUAUGCUUUAGUCACACAGAUGGGUAGCAUGUUUAAGCAAACCAUGUUCGAUGAAUACAUGCGCGAGCUCAUUUUGAAAUGGGCAAGGAGGACACCUAGUUCUGCCGCCGGUGAACGUCACAGGUUGGCUAGCCAAUCCACGGAGAGCAUUCAUGCUUCUGAGCAUCCAACUCUUGAUGAUGCUAUUGCAACAUCAGUAAUUGAGCUUAAUCAUCACAACGAAUCUCAAACACCAUUUUCAUGAUGAUCUUUUCAUUCGAGGAGGAUGUAUGUACUAUCGUGUAUCCAAUUCAUGAAUGAGCAGAUAACUAAAGUUUCUUCUUCUUCUUUU
This is a messenger RNA of Coffea arabica (coffee), 1681 nucleotides long. Its product is annotated as MLO-like protein 13. Lineage: Eukaryota; Viridiplantae; Streptophyta; Magnoliopsida; Gentianales; Rubiaceae. Gene Ontology annotation, biological process: defense response. The record is from RefSeq and is a predicted model, not a curated record. Gene Ontology annotation, cellular component: membrane.